AUGAAGUGUUUGUGUUUGAUCGCGUUUCUAGCGUUUGUGAUCACACAAAGCUACAACGAUCUGGGAGUAGAUGCUGCGCCAGGUGAUAGUUUUGUGAGUAGGAGAGGCGUCCAGUUCAUUCUCAACGGUAAACCAUUUUACGCCAAUGGAUUCAAUGCCUACUGGCUCAUGUACGAAGCCACCGAUCCGACCACAAGGUACAAAGUCACACAUGCCCUUGAAAGCGCGGCUGGUCAGGGCCUGACCAUCGCACGCACGUGGGGAUUCCGUGAUGGUGGUUACCGUGCUCUCCAAACCAACCUUGGUUCCUACGAUGAACAAACGUUUCAGGGUUUGGAUUUUGCGAUAGCCGAAGCAAAAAGAGUCGGUAUAAAAAUGAUAAUCGCAUUUGUCAAUAACUUUCCUGACUUCGGAGGAAAGAAACAAUACGUGGAAUGGGCUAAAAGUAAAGGCCAAGCCGUAACUUCCGAAGACGAUUUCUACACAAACGCUCUUCUUAAACAAGCCUACAUGAACCACGUCAAGACUGUGGUGAACAGAGUGAAUACAUUUACCAAAGUUGCAUACAAAGAUGAACCAACCAUUAUGGCAUGGGAGCUCAUGAAUGAGCCAGAAUGCAGAGCAGAUAUAAGCGGAAAAACCCUUACGGCUUGGAUUAGUGAAAUGGCUACUUAUGUAAAAUCUCUUGACUCAAAGCAUCUCCUCUCUACUGGAUCUGAAGGCUUCUAUGGUCAAUCAACUCCUCAAAGAAUGACUGAUUUAAAUCCGGUUGCAGCCAACAUUGUUGGAAGCGAUUUCAUCGCUAAUCACAAUCUUGAUGCCAUUGAUUUCGCAUCCGUUCACUCUUACCCUGACACAUGGUUUCCUAAGUCAGAUGAGAAAACUCUAUUGGACUACUUAAGAAAAAAUCUCGUAGGCCACAUCGAAGAUGCACAAAACGUUCUUAAAAAGCCUCUCAUUCUGGGAGAAUUUGGGAAACCAUCCAAUGCACCAGGCUACACUCAGGCACAGAGAGAUGCUGUCUUCACUAUAGUGUUCGACAUCAUUUACGCGUCUGCCCAAAAAGGCGGUGCAGCCGCAGGAGCAUUGUUUUGGCAUCUUAUUAACGAAGAUAUGAACAAUUUCAAAGAUGCCUACUCCAUUGCACUUAGUGAAAAAUCCUCGACUGUUAAUAUCAUUGGUCAGCAAUCUCGAAAGAUGAACUUGGUUAGUGGAAAAGGAAAGCCAAGUCGCUAA
Molecule: messenger RNA, 1236 nt
Organism: Eruca vesicaria subsp. sativa (arugula)
Lineage: Eukaryota; Viridiplantae; Streptophyta; Magnoliopsida; Brassicales; Brassicaceae
Source: the annotation of a GenBank genome assembly